AUGACUGCAUCGAGCCCACCCAAACCGGGAGGCAGCUCCCCUCAGUGGGCCUUGCUUCGAAUGUUCGUUGUAAUUGCGCAGGAUCUCAGUCCUAAGGGAAAACUGGGAGUUCCAGGAUUGCCAGGCUACCCAGGAAGACAAGGUCCAAAAGGUUCGAUUGGAUUCCCAGGAUUUCCAGGAGCAAAUGGCGAGAAAGGAGUGAGGGGGACUCCAGGAAAAGCAGGACCCAGGGGGCAGAGAGGGCCAACGGGGCCAAGGGGUGAACGUGGCCCAAGAGGAGCCACAGGAAAAGCUGGACCUAAGGGUAGCUCAGGCAAUGAUGGGCCACCAGGUCCGACCGGUGAGAGGGGGCCCCCUGGACCUCAGGGACCAAUGGGAUUUGCUGGACCCAAGGGACCUCCUGGCCCAGCUGGCAAGGACGGCUUACCUGGACAUCCUGGCCAACGCGGGGAAACUGUAAGUACCAGCCAGCUCUGA
This is a messenger RNA of Chiloscyllium plagiosum (whitespotted bambooshark), 477 nucleotides long. The record is from RefSeq and is a predicted model, not a curated record. NCBI's taxonomy places the organism in Eukaryota, Metazoa, Chordata, Chondrichthyes, Orectolobiformes, Hemiscylliidae.